UCCCUGUGCUGAGCUGCUGACUGAGAGAAGGGAGGACUGCAGACUAACGAACAGAAACAAUUCCUGUGACGGCAGCUCCAACACCAGGCAACUAAAGCAGCCAGUCUUCGAGCCAUCUCUGGGCAAUGGAUGCAGCAAUUUUCAAGAAAAAUGGAGAGAUUGCCAAGCAAUCCAUGUACAUUGAGGAGAAGUCCAUCAAGGGUGAUGUGAUCUCUGUUAUCUUUUCAUUGAAGGAAGAGAUUGGAGCCUUGGCCAAAGCCUUGCGUCUGUUUGAGGAGAAGGGUGUGAAUCUCACUCACAUUGAAUCUCGCCCAUCCCGCCUCAAGAACGGACAGUACGAGUUCUUCAUUGACCUGGAUUGUAAGAGCAUCUCCAGCCUGGAGGAGAUCCUCCUGACUCUGCGCAAGGAUAUCAGCGGCACCGUCCACGAGCUUUCACGGGACAAGAUAAAGGACACAGUUCCGUGGUUCCCUCGCACAAUCCAAGAUUUGGACAGAUUCGCCAACCAGAUUCUGAGCUACGGGUCAGAACUUGAUGCCGAUCAUCCUGGCUUCACAGACCCAGUGUACCGAGCCCGGAGGAAGGAGUUUGCUGACAUUGCGUACAACUACAGGCAUGGUGAUGACAUUCCGAGAGUGGAGUACACGGAGGAGGAGAAGAACACCUGGAGUAUUGUCUUUCAGGAGCUGAAGUCACUGUAUCCAACACACGCUUGCCAUGAGCACAAUUCUGUGUUUCCCCUGCUGGAGCAGUACUGCGGCUAUAAGAAGAACAACAUUCCCCAACUCCAGGAUGUCUCCAAGUUCCUACAAUCUUGCACCGGAUUCCGUUUACGCCCUGUGGCCGGACUUCUGUCCUCGCGGGACUUCCUAGCAGGCCUUGCGUUCCGUGUCUUUCAUUCCACACAGUACAUCCGACACGCAUCAAGACCCAUGUACACACCAGAACCGGACGUGUGCCAUGAACUGCUGGGACAUGUGCCUCUCUUUGCCAACCCGAGUUUUGCCCAGUUUUCACAGGAAAUCGGAUUUGCCUCUCUGGGAGCACCAGAUGAAUACAUCGAGAAGCUUGCAACGGUCUAUUGGUUCACAGUGGAAUUUGGACUCUGCAAGCAAAAUAAUGAGAUCAAGGCCUUUGGUGCUGGGCUGCUCUCUUCCUUUGGGGAGCUUCAGUAUUGUUUGACAGAUGAACCAGAGCUACGGCCCUUCGAUCCUGAAAUGACGGCAAUUCAGAAAUACCCCAUCACCAGUUUCCAGCCAGUCUAUUUCGUUGCUGAAUCGUUUGAGGAUGCGAAAGAGAAAGUGAGGAAAUUUGCCGCAGGUAUCCCUCGCCCCUUCUCUCUCCGUUACAACUCUUAUACACAAAGUGUUGAAGUUCUGGACAGCAUCAAACAGUUAAAUAAUCUGGUUGACAACAUCACCGGUGAGAUGGGAAUUCUCUACCACGCUCUCAAGAAGUUUGAAUGAAAUUGACCAAGGACAAAGGCGUCUCACGGAUGGCAAGGAAUAAGGGUUCAGGAACUCUCGAAAGUGUACAGCCUGAGAUAGGUUCAUUUAGCUCCCUCUCCUCCCUCCUCCCAACAUUGUACAAUUUGUCCUCCCAACAAUUUGAAAUGGGUGAGGUUACACAUCACUGACAAAACCUCUGCAGAGCUGGAGUCUUUAAAUGUUGUGUCAUCAGCAGAAGUAGUCAAUGGCACGAGCUGGUGAAGUUUCUUUUUGGGUCACAUGGUACUGAUGCCAGCUCUUUGAAGACUUCUUACCAGCCCUUUUUAAACCAACUGUGAGUUAUCCGACUAAUUCCACUCCUCUAUUCUUUCCACACACUUGAAAAUCUUUUAUUUUCAAGGAUAAAUCUUUUUUUCCUUUAAACUUACUAUUGAAUGUAUUUAGGCAGCAUCUUCUGGAUCAUAGAACUCACAACACUGGAAAAUCCCACUGCUUCUUAGCUUUUAACUUUGAAUCUGAGUCCUUUGAUCACCAACCCUCCCACCACUCAUAGAACAUAGAACAGUACAGCACAGAACAGGCCCUUCGGCCCACAAUGUUGUGCCGACAUAGCUAAUCCCUCUGACCUACAGAACGCCCAUAUCCCUCCAUUUUCCUCUCAUUCAUGUGCCCAUCCAAGCCCCUCUUAAAAGCCCCCAAUGAAUUUGCCUCCACCACCCUAUCAGGCAACGUAUUUCAGGCAUCCACCACUCUCUCAGUAAAAAAAUUAAUCCUCACGUCUCUUCUGAACCUACCCCUCUCACCUUAAAUGCAUGCCCUCUGGUAUUGGAUCGCUCAAUAAUGGGAAAAAGAUAUUGCUUGUCCAUCCUAUCUAUGCCCCUCAUAAUUUUAUACACUUCCAACAGAUCACCCCUCAGCCUCCACUGCUCCAGAGAAAAGAGCCCAAGUUUGUCCAGCCUCUCCUGAUAGCACAUGUCCUCUAAUCCACGCAGCAUCCUAGUAAAUCUCCUCUACACAAUCUCUAAAGCCUCGACAUCCUUCUGUAGUGAGGUGACCAGAAUUGCAUGCGGAAAUGCAGCCUAACCUGAGUUCUAUAGAGAUGUAUCAUAACUUGACUCCUAUACUCAAUACCUCAAUUAAUGAAAGCAAGCAUUCCAUAAGCAUUCUUAACCACCCCAUCUACCUGCGUAGCCACUUUCAGUAAGCCAUGGAUUUGCACCCCAAGGUCUCUCUGCUCUUCAACACUGUUGAGGGUCUUGCCCUUAAGAGUGCACUGCCUCUUGACAUUAGUCCUACCAAGGUGCAACACCUAACAUUUAUCCGGGUUAAACUCCAUCUGCCAUUUCUCUGCCCACAUCUGCAGCUGAUCUAUAUCACACUGUAUCCGUCGCCGGUCUUCUACACUAUUCACAACUCCACCAAUCUUGGUAUCGUCUGCAAACUUGCUAACCCCCCCAUCAACAUACUCAUCCAGGUCAUUUAUGUACAUCACAAACAGCAGAGAUCCCAGUACAGAUCCCUGCAGAACACCACUACUCACAGGCCUCCGGCCUGAAUAAUUCCCUUCAAACACCACCCUCUGUCUUCUACAGGCAAGCCAGUUCUGGAUCCACACAGCCAAUUCUCCACUGCCCCCAUGCAUCUGAACUUUCUUGAUUAACCUAUUAUGUGGGACUUUGUCAAAUGCCUUAUUUAAGUCCAUAUAGAUGACAUCCACAGCUCUACCUUCAUCAAUCUCUCUGGUCAUCUUGUCAAAAACUCAACCGGAUCAGUAAGAUAUGACUUGCCCCACACAAAACGGGUUCCCCUUUUUCACCCUAUCUAAAACAUUUAACCUACAUCAGGAGAUAUUCACCUGUUCAGUCACGUCCAUUUUUUUUAAUGGAAUCAUUUAAAUUUUCGGUGUGGGUGUAGAUUUUGUGCAGAGAAUAAUAUUAAACUUAGCAAAUCCAUUCAAUAUAAAAUGAAAGAUGCAGUGAAAAGUGGACGUUCAUGCAACCCACGUUUAACAAACCCAGAAUAUUCAAUUUGUUCAUUAGCACCUCAUAACUCUGGGAUCAGAGCUUCUUUCCCUAACCAAGAUUUUAUAAUCGGCCGGCUUCAAGAUCUCAGUAUAAAAUUGUGGUUAUUAUUUUAUGGUUAUGUGAGAUAUCCCUGUGAAAUAGAGGACGAGAUUAUGUCGUUUAUACAAAGCAUUGAAAAUCUAUUACAAAACCUAUUAGUCUCUGCAUCUUUUCGCUCUGCUGUGCGUUAUGCUUGCCACGAUAGCUUUGAGAAUGUAAAUAGAAUGUUUGGGUUUUGCAAGGGUCAUUUUCUUCCUCUUAUACCACGGUGAGCUUGACUCUCUGUAAUGGUGGCUGCUCAGUCUUCAACAAUCGGCUUAAUGGUCCUUUAGACUGUCAGCCCAGUAAAACAGCUAGACUCAGCUGCUUCCCCGUCACAAUAGGGUAAUAUCACUCAUUUGAAGACAACACCUGAGCAUCCUUUUGAACAGAAGCAUAUUUAUGUAAAAUGGCUCCAUUUUAAUCCUUUGAACUUUCCUUUCCCUCUUUUCCAACCCCACCCACCUCACCCCCUUCCGCUUUGUAUCUCUGAUCAAGCUUUUCUAAUAAUAAGUCUGUGCUUGUAGCAACUUGGGUUUACACUGAAAUGUGGAACUGAGAUUACAAUUAUACAAUGGCCAUCCAAUCUUUCUUUUCCAUGGUCUAUAUUGAAAAGGGAAUCAAGGGACAUAAAGUUUAAACCAAAGUUCCCUUAUUCACAUCAAUCCAACAUCAACAGGAAUUCAGCAACAGAUGUAAAAAUGAACUUUGCUUUACGUAGCUCAAUAUCUUAAAGAAGUAUGAUAUAAUGAACAGAUAAAAGUGAUUUCAAAAGAGAUUCCAAUUACCAGCUCAGGGACCAUAGUUGCCUAGCUUUCCAACAUCUGCAGAUUAAAGAAAAUAUUAAACAUAUAAAGCCAGUCAGAAGAGGCCACUUUAGAUCCGGAAAUCGGAAACGUUUCACAGAAAUAUCCGAAAUUCUCGCCAAGUCAGGCAGCACCUGCAACGAGAGAAAUAAAUGUUUCAGUCAGUCUCCUUCCAUCAGAACAAGAAAAUGUUUGUGAUUUAACAGCCUUGUUUGUUUGCAGCACAUAAACAGACCCUUCGGCCCAACUGGUCCAUGCCGACCAAGAUUCCCAUGUAAGCUAAGUCCCAUUUGUCCGUGUUUAGCUCAUAUCCCUCUGACCCUUUCCUAUCCAUGUACCUGUCCAAGUUACUUUUAAAUGUUGUUAAUGUACCUGCCUCAACCACUUCCUCUGGCAGCUCCUUCUAUAUACUGACGACCAUCUGGGUGAAAAAGGUGCCACUCAGGUUCCUAUUAAAUCUCUCCCCUCAAACCUAUGUCCUACAGUUCUUGAUUUCCCAACUCUGAGAAAAAGACUGUAUGCAUUUACCCUAUCUAUGCCCCUCAUGAUUCUAUACACCUAAAUGAUUUUAUACACCUAAAUAUACAUUCUCCUAAAUGAGGGGUGACCUUAUAGAGGUGGGCUAUGGGGCUGCUUUACUAGCUGCUUUACUGGGCUGACAGUCUAAAGGUUUAGGGGGCUAUGUGGGAGGGAAGGGUUAGAUAGAUCUUAGAGCAGGAUAAAAUGACGGCACAACAUUGUGGGCCGAAGGGCCUGUACUGUGCCGUAGUGUUCUAACUUCUAACUAAUAAAGUCCCAACCUGCUCAACCUCUCUCCAUAACUCAGUCCCUCGAGUCCUGGUAACGUCCUCGUAAAUCUCCUCUGCACUCUUUCCAGCUUAAUGGCAUCUUUCCUGUAGCAGGGCGACCAAAACCGAACACAGUGUUUACAAUGAUGUUCUGAUGAAAGUGCACUGAUCAAAAACAUUUCUUGCUCUUUUCAUGGAUGUUGUGUGGCCUGCUAAAUAUCAGCAGAAUCUUUGGGUUUUAUUGAGUGAGCUGGAAAUAAACAUCGAACAUAGAACAGUACAGCAUAGGAACAGGCCCUUCGGCCCUCGAUGUUGUGACGAACUAAUUAAAUUAAUAACCAAAUGCCCAUCGAAGAUAAUCCCUUCUGUCUACACAAUGUCCAUAUCCCUCCAUUUCCUGCACAUUCAUGUGCCUGUCUAAGAGCAUCUUGAACCCCUCUAUCGUAUCUGCCUCCACCACCACCUCUGGCAGCACAUUCCAGACACCCACCACUCUCUGUGUAAAAAAACUUGCCCCACACAUCUCCUUUAAACUUUCCCCCUCUCACCUUAAAUGCAUGCCCUCUGGUAUCAGAUAUUUCAACCCUGCACAAAAGAUACCGGCUGUCUACCCAUUCUAUACCUCUCAUAAUCUUAUAAACCUCUAUCAGGUCUCCCCUCAGCCUCCGCCAUUCCAGAGAAAACAGCCCAAGUUUCUCCAACCUCUCCUUAUAGCACAUGCCUUCUAAUCCAGGCAGCGUCCUAGUAAACCUGCUUAAUUUAAAAAUUAAAUAGGGUUAUUUGGCAUUUGGGGGUUGCAUCAAUUAGACCUUGGGCUGAAAUUUAGAUGUGACUGUUUAGUCAAAAGAUAAAUAAAUCUAUCAUGUAAGUUAAGGGAUUUUGAAAUAGUAAAUUUCUUAAUAGUUUUAAGCUGUUAAAAUCAACAUAGUGUACAUAAAACCUAAUUUAAAUUACUUUAAGGGUGUUUAAGUACAUUUAUUGCUGCAACAGUUCUGCUGUUACAUUAUAAAUAUUCAUGGUUUAUCUGGGAAUAUUUUUGGAUGACAUAAUAUAUUGUAUUUGAUGUUGAGGUUCAUGGGCCAAGGUUCAUGCUGGGGCAGAGUUUCGGAGUGGGUGGGAGAUGGUGGCAGAGGAGGUGUGAGAGGGAGAGGAUUUAUUUUAACCAGUUCCCCACAUGGAAGGUAUAUUCUCACACUUGGUUCACAGAUAGAUGUGGAAUAGUGGUGAGGGAUUGCAAUCUGGGAGAAGGUGAGCUAUAGUGUGGAGAGUCCAGAGAAAUGGGCACAGCACGAGUGAGUCAAUGCAGGGAUGUUGUGGCUGCACUGGGGAAGGUCAGAGAAUUAUUGGACCAUAGAAAGGAAUUGCAGGGUUGUUGCAGUACAGAAGAAGCCAUUCAGCCCAUCGUUCACAUUGCUUCCUCAUAGAGCAUUCCCAACAGCCUCUCUCCCCAUAUCCCCGCACUGAUCUGAAACAAUAGAUAGAUACACAGCAGGUCAGGCAGCAUCUGCAGAUGGACAAACUGUUAAUGUUUCGGGUCUGGGACCCUUCAUGAGAACUGGUGUAGCCUGACCACCUGGAUAGAUCCUCCUUUUACCUGUUGUGUUUCCAGAAACCAGCCAGCAUGGGUUCCAGUGUUCCUGUUAAAACUAAAGACUACAUAAUUGUCUCAACUUCUGAGACCAAAGUUCAAGCAUUUCCCUUAUACUGUCUUUGUAACACAAAAAGCUCACCGUUUCAGAUUCUGAUCAUUUUGAUCUUCCACCCUACCCCUGAAAAAUACGAUAUCUCUCCAUAUGUUGCAUGUUUUCUAGGAAUGCACAUAAGUAUUGCAGCUUUUAAGUAUUUUUCCACACUUAACUUCACUGGCUGGAUUAAUUACUUUGCACCACUAUAAAUGCAAAUCCUUUCCAGCACUAUACAAAACAGCAACAAAUAGAAGAGGUAACCUUAAUAUAUCCUGUUCAGGUGAUGCAGACCAUAAUAACUUAGUCUCAUUACAAAAAUAUAUCGGCCAUGCUCAUAAAUAGACCAGUAAUUUGUAAUGUAAACAACAAGGUGCAUGUUCUGUCUGUCAGUAUCAUAAGUGUACUGUUGUAUCUAAUAAAAUAGUAUAAGGAUAUACAAGA
This is a messenger RNA of Pristis pectinata (smalltooth sawfish), 7270 nucleotides long. It is a transcript of the gene pah, whose product is annotated as phenylalanine hydroxylase. Lineage: Eukaryota; Metazoa; Chordata; Chondrichthyes; Rhinopristiformes; Pristidae. The record is from RefSeq and is a predicted model, not a curated record. Gene Ontology annotation, molecular function: phenylalanine 4-monooxygenase activity; iron ion binding. The coding region runs from base 126 to 1466 and encodes 446 amino acids. Gene Ontology annotation, biological process: L-tyrosine biosynthetic process; L-phenylalanine catabolic process. The transcript is spliced from 13 exons.